UCAUUGCCAAAUAAAUGGUUGCCAAGGGUUUUUAAGAUUUUGAGAGUGAGUAGGUUUUGAAGGUUGGAUUUGGGGAAGAUGGAUAGAUGGUGAUGGAGGUGGGUGCUCUCACAAACCCUAAUUCACGAUGUAGUGGGUGUGUGGGCUUAAUUGUGAGAUGGAGUUUUUCAAAAUUAUUGAUGUCCUUUUUAAUAAUUUUAUUUGAGAUUAUUAUUAUAAGAAAAAAUAAAACAAAAAAUGAGAUAUCCAAAAUAGUUGAUGGGAUACUAAUAGCAACAUUCAAUGGGUAAAAAUGACGUACCCUUUUACAUAUUUCUUUCUAAUCUCUUCUUCAUUCUCUCUCUUCUGUAAACCUUAACCCACUUGCAAACCCUAUACCACUAUUGGUUAGCUCCAAAAUCUAGCAUCGAUAGCUCUUCUCUCACCCCUUCACGCUGUUGUUAGCCUCUACCCUCUUUUGUCCUCCGUUACCUCUUACAGUUCAUCUCCACCCUCUCCAAUCCCCAAUUCGAAGCCCUUAUUGCCUUGCCUUCCCCUACAUUUGUCCCUCUCUGCAUGGUGUGACUCUAGCUCUCGCAAUGACAACCAGUUAUGACGUUGGUACUAGAUCACGAAGAAGACCAAAUUGCCAAAACCCUAAACCAAAUCAUAAUCACAAUCAUAAUCAUAAUCAUAAUCAUAAUCACAUGGAAAGGAGAAAAGGUUGAAGGGUAUUUUUAUAAUUUCAUAUAUUUUCAUGGCCAUUUUGCAAUUACUUUGAAUCCAACUUUGUUUUUGCAAUUGUUUUUUGGUCUUCCCAUUUUUGUUUCCCCCAAGUCUCCCUUGUGAUGAUAUCUUAAACCUUUCUCAGAAGGAAAAAGGUCAUUAAGUGCAAUAUAUUUAUAUUUAUAAUUAUUGCAUGACAGUUCUCGUGCAAGUGUCAUGAUGGGGUAGAUACACAUGCAACAACAAUGUCAGUGUUGAAAAUGUUAACGAGCUAUUCAUGGGAGGCCAAAAUGGUGCUAGCCUUGGCUGCAUUCGCGGUGAGUUACGGAGAAUUCUGGCUUGUUGCUCAGUUCCAAACCUCGAGCCAACUUGCCAAAUCGGUGGGAGUCCUCAAGCAAGUGCAUUUCAUCUUGGAGAAAUCAAACAUAUCGAAACCCCAAUUUGAUGAAAUCAAAAGUCUUCUAAAAGACUUGCUAGCCAUUACCAAGUGCGUCGUUGAGUUUAUGGACCUUUCAUCUCGGUACACGACCACCACGACAGAUCUACUAGAUAUGUCCACUGUCGUUUCCCAUAUCGCCACUGCUACCUAUUGGACUAUCAGAAGUGCUGUAGCUUGUGCUUUUCAAAUUGCUAGCCUUAUGGGGAUUGACCAUGAGCACAGAGUAGGAGCUAUGGAGGGUUGGGAACUACCACACUUGGCUCGUAAAAUCAGCAACGAACACAACCAGCUCUCUUUUCAUCUGAAUACCUUCAACAAACGCAUCGACGAAAAGAAGCAAAAGGAUAUGUAUGAAUUGCUUGUAGAAUUGUUUAAAACGCCUCAACUUGAAAACAUGACGGUUUUCAAGGUAUUUUUUAGUACUAGGGACGGUUUAAUAAAACUUCUCGAUGGUUCUGAUGCUAGAAAGAUAAGGGUAUGUGCUCUUGAUCUUUUUUUUUUUUUUUUUUGUAAUUUUUUAUUUCAUUAG
Molecule: messenger RNA, 1673 nt
Organism: Camellia sinensis
Lineage: Eukaryota; Viridiplantae; Streptophyta; Magnoliopsida; Ericales; Theaceae
Source: RefSeq, a predicted model, not a curated record